AGUCUUUGGUUUCUAGUGUUUUGCCAUGGCAGGAAUAGUUCGUUCGAUUAUCGCUGUAAAAAGUAUUAGGAAUAUUUGCAACACAUUUACGAAUGUUACUCCACGACGGUACGCCAGCUCGAACCGUGUCAAACCUAUCAAGAAGCCGGCAGUUACGGAUCGCGAUGCGAAUCAGGCAAAAGCAGCGGCUAUGCGCGCGGAAAUUGAAGAACAGGGUGCACUUUUCGAAGGCAAACGAUUUGAAUCCGUAGCGCAAUCUCUUUCUAGCCGAGGGUAUCUCCGAGCAGUAAAGCCAUACUCUCCGCCACACAACGUAAGCGAACAACUGCAAUCAUUAGCUAAAGCGCAAGGGAUCACCGAUGAAAAGCGAUCAUUUAGUGGACUCGAGCAAAAGUUUGCCUUUUUGGCCGCGUGUAGCGAAACCUUUGGCCAUUCCGUACCGAAUUCGUUGCUACACGAAGUCCACACCGUUGAUGAUGCCCUUGUUUUCUAUCAAACACCGAUCGAUACCAGACUUCCGUUGGAUUUAAUCGGUAGCAUGGACUUACCGGAAAAUCUGCACAUACAACAGGAAGGCGUACGCUUUCAUCCGGAGACGGACACGAUGUUCGGAGGAAAGUCGGCAUUCCCGAAAAGCUCAACAAUCGUGACCGGAUUAAAGUACAAACAGAAGUACCGUGGCCACGAGGCGAAAAAAUCGUGGCCUUAGAGGCCCGGUUGCGAGGUAGCAAUAGAAAUGUUGUAUCAUGAAAUAAAGUGUAGCCGUU
Anopheles bellator is the source of this 767-nucleotide messenger RNA. RefSeq lists its product as uncharacterized. Lineage: Eukaryota; Metazoa; Arthropoda; Insecta; Diptera; Culicidae. Gene Ontology annotation, cellular component: mitochondrion; mitochondrial large ribosomal subunit. The coding region runs from base 26 to 709 and encodes 227 amino acids. The record is from RefSeq and is a predicted model, not a curated record. The transcript has 4 exons.